Molecule: messenger RNA, 569 nt
Organism: Dalotia coriaria
Lineage: Eukaryota; Metazoa; Arthropoda; Insecta; Coleoptera; Staphylinidae
Gene: RpL30
Product: ribosomal protein L30
Exons: 3
Coding region: 137-487 (116 amino acids)
Cellular component (GO): cytosolic large ribosomal subunit
Molecular function (GO): RNA binding; structural constituent of ribosome
Source: RefSeq, a predicted model, not a curated record
CGGUAGAGGUCGCUGUAGUCGGUGGUUGGUACGCGAACUGAAGCGACAAGCACCGAGCCGCCAUUAAAAACGCCGCACUUCCUUUCAUUCACUUCACUUUGUGCAGACAACACGUGUGCGGAGCUUAACAGAAAUCAUGGUGGCCCCAAAGAAGCAAAAGAAGGCGAUCGAGAGCAUCAACGCCAAGUUGGCGCUGGUGAUGAAGAGCGGUAAAUACUGUUUGGGAUACAAGCAGUCGCUUAAGACUCUCCGCCAAGGUAAAGCUAAGCUCAUCAUCAUCGCCAACAACACGCCGCCACUCCGCAGAUGUGAAAUUGAAUAUUACGCCAUGUUGGCCAAAACUGGCGUUCAUCAUUACACCGGUAACAAUAUUGAAUUGGGUACAGCUUGCGGUAAAUACUUCCGAGUGUGCGUAAUGUCGAUCACGGAUCCUGGCGAUUCCGAUAUCAUCAAGUCGAUGCCCACUGGGGAGGUCCAAGCUUCAUAAGAUGUAAUAAUUUCAUUUCUAUUUUGAUAAUUGGUACAAUCAUCAUUGUCAAUGGAAAAGAAAAUAGAAGUUGGCAAUGAUA